GUCUAUCUCUUAUCUGAAUAUACUGUAGGGUCCAAAAAGCUGGUCAACCAGGUGUCAAGUUUUACGAAUAAUUUCUGCUUUUAUAAAGUUAUCAACCACGUUUUUUGCGGGUAAAAUACCCUGUAUAGUUUUUAAAUUAGCAAGGUAUUGUUGCUGAUAAGGAGGCUCGUUUGCGGUAAUAGUUAAACGAAUGUAUGAGAAGCAUAUCGUACUUUAUAAUGAUUCCGUACUCUCGAUAAUGAAAGUGUGUGUGUAUGAAUUAUAAAAAGUGAAAAUAAUUGUGCAGCACGUAACGGCGUCUUGGUUGUAUCGCUAACAGUUACCGACAAUGAUUUGUUUGCAAUAGAUGAUUUCUCUUUCAUCGGUGAAAUUUUGCUGAAAAUUAUUACGUAAAUAAUGGUAACAAAAAAGGGGCGUCAAGUUGUUUGACUCUGAGAAAAAAGUCAGUCAAACAGGUCCAUACAAUUGGUGCAUAGACAUUCUUUCACUGCCCUAAGGGUAGUGCAUCUGGAAACGUCGCGACGCCUUUCCCCGAUACUUAGGCUACAAAGGCUGGGCAACAACAAGAUGACCGGUGUCGAGAUGAAGAAGAAGAACGCGCCCGUCGCGGUAACACAAAACGGGAACAGUUUGCAAAGUACAAAAACGAAAUCGAAAGACGAGCAACAGAAACGGGAAGCGUUGAAGAAAGACAGAGAGAGCCUAGUUUUAUGGAAGAGACCGCUCACCACCGUAGAAUAUUUUUUUAAGGAAGUUUUUGUAUUGUUAUCUAGUCAUGGUAGAAAUAUUUUAUCACAUAGGAAGACAGUAGGUGUCGUUUUGAUCUCAGUAUUAAGUUUGUAUGUAUUAGUAAAUUCCAAUGGACCUCACCUGAACGCUGUGCAGAGGGUAUAUAAGAAAUUGGUGUGGUGUUUAUAUUGGAUAGGCUUAGGUAUAUUGUCAUCAGUAGGGUUAGGUACCGGACUCCAUACAUUUUUAUUAUAUUUGGGACCCCAUAUAGCAGCUGUUACCUUAGCUGCAUACGAAUGUGAAAGUUUGAACUUCCCUGAACCCCCAUAUCCAGAUGAUAUAAUAUGCCCAAAUGAGAAGGAUCCUUUGCUGAUUUCGAUAUGGAGUAUUAUGUCCAAAGUGAGGCUAGAAGCAAUGUGUUGGGGUGCAGGUACAGCUUUAGGAGAGUUGCCGCCAUAUUUCAUGGCUAGAGCUGCUAGACUAUCAGGGAUUGAUCCGGAAGAUGAAGAUGAUGACUUAAAAGAAUUAGAAGAAUUAGAAAAGAAAAAACAGAAUAGGGAUCAGUUGACUCUAGUUGAACGUGGAAAAUUAUUUGUAGAAGAAAUCGUACAGAAAGUCGGAUUUUUGGGAAUAUUGGCAUGUGCUAGUAUCCCGAACCCGCUGUUUGACCUGGCAGGCAUCACCUGCGGUCAUUUCCUGGUACCGUUCUGGACCUUUUUCGGCGCCACUUUGAUCGGCAAGGCGAUCAUCAAAAUGCACAUCCAAAAACUCUUCGUGAUCAUCGCGUUCAACGAGACGCUGAUCGAGAAAGCCAUUGAUUGGCUGAAAGUGGUUCCAGUGGUGGGGGCAAAACUCCAAGUCCCUUUCACGGCCUUUUUGGAUGGCCAGAAGUUGAAGCUUCACAAGAAGACGGCCGGAAACGUUCCAGAAGCGUCGGGGAACAUCCUCAGCGGGAUUUUCGAGAAAUUCGUCAUCGGUAUGGUGCUCUAUUUUAUCAUUUCAAUUGUCAACUCGUUGGCCCAAUCGUAUCAUAAGAGGAUACACAAGAAGCAUGCCAAAGUUAGCAAAGAUUAGUGAGGUACACAGUAUGGUGUGUAUGCAAUUUAUUGGAUAUUAUGAAUUUAUUAUUUUAGUUUUCCUGUAUUUUGUAAUAUUUGUUUUCCUGUUAUAUUUGUAAAUAUGUUAUUAGACCAUUCCUAUUUAAAAUAAAGGUUGUGUAGAUAAA
Molecule: messenger RNA, 1954 nt
Organism: Acanthoscelides obtectus
Lineage: Eukaryota; Metazoa; Arthropoda; Insecta; Coleoptera; Chrysomelidae
Source: the annotation of a GenBank genome assembly